GACAUCUAACCUAUAAUUUAAAUGCUGAUUUCGACAAUUAUGAAAAAAACACUUACAAUUAAAAAGAUAUUACGUAGUUAACGAUAAUUACUUCAAAAGUUACUCAUAAUGUGAUAUUAGACAUAAUUUAAAUAUAAAUGCCAACCAAAGUUCUACUAAAAACAUUUCGAAGUGUGGCGAAAUUCAGGGAAACCCGCUCGAAUAUGUCUUCUUCAGACUCUCAGAUUAAAAAAAAAGAUCGUUUAAUCGCCGCCGCCAAGCAGAAUCAAGUGAGCGUCCUCAGCGUCCUCCUUGAUUCUCCCAGAUGGUACAACGUUCGAGACUAUUGGGGUAACAGUUUACUGCAGGUCGCAAUUCUUAGAGACAACAUCGAAGUCUUCGAUUAUAUGUUAUCCAUACCAGAUUUUCCACUCGAGUUUGUCAACAAAGAAGGCCAAACAGCGUUGGUAGUUGCACUUGAAUGUUAUGUGGGCAACGGUGCUUGGAUGAAGGAGCAUUUUGCGUAUGAACUAAUCAAAAAAGGUGCCUGCAUUGAUAAAGUUUGUGUCCAAGGGGAUACACCAUACCACCGUACCUUAGAUCGUGGUUACUAUAGAGCAGCUAAGCUCCUUAUAGAACAGGGGGCUGAUGUUAAUGCUCCCGAUUCGGAAGAUGACACCCCUCUUACCAGAACCUUGCUCAAAGGUACAAGUGAACUAAUAAUGACUCUGUUGGUGUAUGGAGCACAACCUACGGUCCUUAACUUUGAACAAUCUGUUUUAUAUAAUAAUUCUUUUGAAGUACAAGAAACUCUAUUUUUGUAUAUUUAUGAUGAGUACUCGAACUUGGAGUUGCGCCUGGAAGUAUUGCUAAAACUUGCUGAGGCGAAAUCGCCACUAUUCUACCACAUUAUUGAAUGCCCUAUUAAAAUAAAAAUUCAGAAUGAGUCUUUAAAUUUCUACUUUCGCUUUUUGUGUUCCAUAAGCAUUGAUUGUCUGCAUCUCAUUAUUCAAAAAUUUGGUCACUAUAUGAAUAAGGUGUUUUUAACAAAAAUAUUUUCAGUAACUUAUUCCUGCGAUAGCAAGGGCAAGGUUAUUUGUUUAGAAAACUUAAAUGUGAUGCUUGAAAGCGUAUUAAGACCAAGUGUGAUGGUUUUUAUUAAUAAUAUCAAUACUAUUUGGGUAUUUGAGGAUUUGAGAGAACUUGGGUAUAAGGAAACUGCCAUAACUCAAAUCUACUGUUAUUUAUUAAGUUACGGCGUGAAUAUUGGAGAGUUAGAUUUGCAAAUUAUAUAUAGAGCAUUCGGUCACUGCGAAUUGUUUAAAAUUCUUUUGCACAUGGACAUACAGAAGGGCGUUAUUCUAAAAAGUUCCGUAAAAGGGGCGAUGCCUGCUUUCGUGUAUGAUAUUAAUAUGAAUUUAGAACGUUUCUUCCGACAACAGAGUAGUUAUAAUGUGCAUAGUGCGUAUCGAUUACGACGUUAUUUCGCCCAUCCGAAAUUAAAUGAACUUUGUUACCAGACUGAUCAAAUGUUUCGGUACUGUAAUUCAGCAGUACAGAGCUUUCCAGAAAUUCCUCUGUUGAUGGAACUAGCGCGAAAUGUUUUUAGGGAAUAUUUUGUAAACAAAUUUAACAUUAAAACGUACAAAGAGUUUUACUCGAGACUCAAUGGCCUACCAAUUAGUAAGAUACAUAAAAAGAUUAUUACAUAUGAAACAGAAUUGUAUUAAUAUAUAGUUAUUUAUAUGUCAAGGGAGCAAAGUGAAACAUUUCCUCCCGCUACGCGUCAGGCCUCAAGAAUCCGAGGGAGGAAUUGGCACUUUGCUCAAGUGAUAUGUAUAUAUAAUUUUUUCUUCGAACGAACGUUUAAAAUCAAUUUUAUAAAAUUCAAACAAAUAAAAAAUUAAUCGCAUUUGAACAAAACGUCUCGUGAA
Molecule: messenger RNA, 1913 nt
Organism: Zophobas morio
Lineage: Eukaryota; Metazoa; Arthropoda; Insecta; Coleoptera; Tenebrionidae
Exons: 3
Coding region: 138-1709 (523 amino acids)
Molecular function (GO): protein binding
Source: RefSeq, a predicted model, not a curated record